Strongylocentrotus purpuratus (purple sea urchin) is the source of this 1573-nucleotide messenger RNA. RefSeq lists its product as uncharacterized. Bases 377 to 1573 code for a protein of 398 amino acids. Gene Ontology annotation, molecular function: protein binding. Lineage: Eukaryota; Metazoa; Echinodermata; Echinoidea; Camarodonta; Strongylocentrotidae. The record is from RefSeq and is a predicted model, not a curated record. The transcript has 7 exons.
UCAACUUUAUUUUGGAGGUAUGAGCAAUUUCAAAAAUUGAAAUUAUUUACCGACGAAAUUAUUAGAGAGUGACUCGUCGAAUUAUAUUUGGAUAUCGUAUACGCAUGAUGAGUGGGAGGAUAUUUCCUUUUUGUGUUUUUUUUUAUUUCUAGGCCAUCAUAUCCGAUGAACUUGUUAUCCCAGACGCAUCAAACUGGUGGAUAUGUCUGAUUGCUGGACCCAGAGGAGAGGAUAAAUAGGAGCUGGUGUCUGAAUACCAGUAACAAAGCUCCGAGAAAGGCAUCAGUGAUCUAGUCCUACUUCAAAUCUGCUACAGAGACAGAAAGACGAAUAUUUGAACACCAAAGAAGAUAUUGACUGACAACAAAACUGAAUCAUGAUGAAGCUGAACAUUACCGUCAUCGUAGCUGUGACCCUCCUGAUCGUGGCAUCCACAGUCGGCGCCGCCCCAGGAGGAAAGCAUGGACCAGGAGGCCACGGCCAUGACCAUGAUCACGGGCCGGGGCCGGGACACGACCACGGACCGGGGCAUGACCACGGACCAGGACCAGGGCAUGACCACGGACCAGGACCGGGACACGACCACGGGCCGGGGCAUGAUCAUGGACCACGGGGGCACGAUCAUGGGACUGAUCACGGUCAUGCAACCGAUGCCAAUGAGAUGGCUUCCCUUGAGCCAGGAAGGUGCACUAAGAUUGUCAGUGCUACCAUCACAGUGAUGCAAUCGUACCAGACUCAGAAAAGAAUAUCAACCAAGACAAGAUGUGGAUGGCUUCAUCUAGCAUACUGCAGAAAAUACAGGAUGACUCCUCACGUGGCGUACAGGCAGGCGACAAAAAUUGUUUACGUCAAUGCUCGUAAAUGUUGUGUCGGCUUCAUGGAGGUGAACGGUGUUUGUGAACCCCAAGGAGGACGGACCUUACCCCCACCGACCACCACUAUCACCGCCCCACCAGCCCCCACCACGCCCAGAGACGACAGGAUGCCCGAUGACGAGAUGAAGAUGAUUGAUAACUCCCUGCAGAAGUUCGUCUUCUUCAUCAUCGUCCUCGUCGCUAUCCUCAUCAUCGGUAUCAUCAUCGGAGCCGUGAUCGUGCACCUGUGCGGAGGACGAAAGGAGGUCAUGAGGAGAAUAUCAACGAGGAGAUUCACCAGAAAGACGAAGAAGGAGACAUUCAAAGAUGGAAACGGUAAAACAAGCACCGAGACAUCAAAGAAUGACCUACCGCCUCGCUACGAGAGCUGUAACAAACCAACCACAUCAGAUUCUAAGGUCGGAGUAGCCUACCAUCCCAAUGGUCAUGACCACGCCCAUGGCCACGCCCACGUUCACACCCAUGGCCACAACCAUGGCCAUGCCAAAGACCACGCCCAUGGUCACAACCAUGGUCAUACCCACGACCACGUCUAUGGCCACGCCCAUAAUGCAUCCCAACCCACCGCACCACCAUACGGUCUGGAGUAUGCUAACGUCGAUUCGGACAUCGGCCAAGCAAAGAGCUGUGAAAGCCAAGCCGGGUACGUGGAGGUGUAUGAGUCUGAUCCUCUACCUACCAAGACUGGGCAUCACUGA